GAAUUGCGAUAUCAGUUUUGCUUGUCGUCACGUGCAGUCUACACGCGUCUUUCGUCAGCUCCAAGCUUAUGACGGGUUCAUGUCGGAUUGUGUGCGGCAUGGGCGCGGAAAAUGGCAACAUUUACCUGUCAGACUACCCCAACAGCCCAAACAAAGUCCCUGAAACGGACAAAGGAGAGAAGGGUGCAGCCGGGCGACCAGGGAAAGCGGGGCCCCAGGGCCCCCCUGGGGAGAGGGGGCUCACUGGGAUGCCUGGUAAGGGCUUGUACGGACCCAAGGGGGAAAAAGGGGCCGAGGGUCCUCAUGGGCCUCAAGGAGACAGGGGCCUGCAAGGCCCGGUAGGGGAAGGAAAGAAAGGAGAUGUCGGCGACAAGGGACAGAAGGGGGAGCAGGGUUACCGAGGCCCACGCGGGCAACCGGGUGACCCCGCCCCGUACCACCCCAUGAUCCGCUACGUGCACCCGCCCGCCCCGGGGCCGCUCAAGAUCGUGUUCUCCGCGACCAACACGUACAAGGACGCGAGGUACAACGCAGGAGGACGGCGACGCAACAGCCAGGCCACGACGAGCUUCAGCCACGUGCUGGUGAACAGCGGCGGGCACUAUCACACCAGGAACAGCGUCUUCAUCGCCCCCAUGAACGGCACCUACUCCUUCACCUUCAGCGUACCCAAGCACCACAAGGAGGACCUCCUCGAGGUCCACCUCAUGAGGAACCUCCAGAAGCAGGUGGUUGCCAUAGCGACGGGCCCGAACCCCGGCGUCUCCAUGGCAACCAACACGGCCAUCAUCCACCUGGACGACAAGGACCUGGUGUGGGUCAAAGUUCACCGGGGAGCCAUCGAGGAGAAGGAGAGACUGGCAACGUUUACGGGAUGUCUGCUGUUUCCCGAUCUUGGGGGGUAAAAAGCACUCUGUAUUUAGCAGA
This is a messenger RNA of Branchiostoma belcheri (Belcher's lancelet), 927 nucleotides long. Its product is annotated as complement C1q tumor necrosis factor-related protein 3-like. NCBI's taxonomy places the organism in Eukaryota, Metazoa, Chordata, Leptocardii, Amphioxiformes, Branchiostomatidae. The transcript has a single exon. Gene Ontology annotation, molecular function: protein binding. The record is from RefSeq and is a predicted model, not a curated record. The coding region runs from base 69 to 905 and encodes 278 amino acids.